AUGGGUACAAAACGAAAACUAGAAGAUAAUCUAAAUUCUGAGCUAGUUGAUUUUAUUACUGAACUCGCUGAUUAUGAGAAAAAUGUCAAUCGUAUGAUGCAUAAAUAUAAUGCCUAUAGAAAGGCAGCCACUUCAAUUGCAAAAGUGGAUCAUAAAAUCACAAGUAUAGAUGAUGUCAAAAAUUUGGAGGGUGUCGGAAAAAAGAUUGCUGCUAAAAUUGAACAAUAUUUAUCAACUGGAAAAAUAAAAAAAUUUCUUAGACCAGCCCAUGCUCGUAAACUGGUUGAUAAUGAAAAUAUAAAAUCGAUAGAUGAAUUACGAAAACAUCCUAAACUAGAACAAUUACUUAAUCAUCAACAACAACUUGGACUCAAAUAUUUAGAAGAAAUUGAACAAAAAAUUCCACGAGAUGAAAUGAAACAAAUGGAGGAAGUCCUCUUGAAAGAAAUAAAAACAAUUGAUGAUGAUUUAAAGGCAGAAAUAGUUGGAAGUUAUAGAAGAGGUUGUAAAAGUGCCAGUUCGGAUAUCGAUAUACUUCUCACUCAUCCAACGUGGACGUCGAAAAAUAAACGUGAUACAACUCCAUUAUUACAAAAAGUUGUUCAAUCAUUAACGAAAAGUGGUUUUAUUACAGACACAAUGGCCUUGGGAGACAAUAAGUUUAUGUUUAACCGUAAUAUGAGAAAAAUUGCACAAGAACAAGGUUAUACUCUUAACGAAUAUUCUCUAAGAAAAUAUGGACAAACAGGUGUACCGGGAAAUCCCAUACCUAUAACAUGUGAAGAAGAUAUAUUUGAUUAUCUUGGCAUGGACUAUAAAGAACCAAAAGAUCGAAAUGAAUAA
Didymodactylos carnosus is the source of this 843-nucleotide messenger RNA. Lineage: Eukaryota; Metazoa; Rotifera; Eurotatoria; Philodinida; Philodinidae. The record is from the annotation of a GenBank genome assembly.